AUGCCCACCUACCGAAAGAUGGCCAAACGCGACGACCGCGACGAUGGCCACCGAGACCGGGACCGCGACCGAGAGCGGGACCGAUGUCCAAGCCCUCCGAAAUCGGGGGAUGACAAGGACGAGGACCCAGAGAUCCUAAGGAUCUGCAGUAACUGCGAAGGCACGGAAUGGCGGGUAUCCAGAAAAGGCAACUGGACCUGCGCCAAGUGCAACAUGCCGCUGCUAGCACGGAAGAGCAAGGCGAAACCCCGAGAAAAACGGGAAGAAGCCGGUGACUCGGACUACACGUACGAGUACGAGACCGAAGAGGACUUCGAAGAAGAAGACGAGGAGGAAACACCGCGAAAGAAGGUGCCACCGCCGCCUCCUACGCGGCCACCACCAACCCCGUCAGGUGGAAAACGACGGGAGGAAGCCAAGGAGAAGAAGCGCCGGAAGACAAAGAGGCGGCAGAUCGCACACGACGCCGCCAUGGCAGCCAAGUUGGCCGAGAAGGAGUGGGCCGCCGACUUCGGCGAAGAUCCCCUGGAGUUCCACCCUGACGCCCGAAGCUCAGGGAUCGAGCGAGACCCCCAAGGAAGGGCAAUCGAGGGCCGUGGUGGGACACCCGCACCAAGGCGUGGGUCGGAAGCACCGCGAACACCACCACGAGGACCCCGAUCACCUCCGAAGGAGCGCAACAGAGGCAGAUCUCCCCAGCGGCGAGACCGCGAGAACGAGCCCAACAAGAAACGACGGCGGGGAGACGAUACCCGGGAGGAACAACGCGCCCCCGGAAGAGACCAAAAGGGGAAAGGCCCUGAGAAAGGCAGAGCCCCCGAGAAAGGUAAGGGGAAGACCAAGAAAGGUGGCAAGGAACGGAAAGGCUACUGGACCUUCUCGGACGAGUGGGGUGCCUGGGUCUGGGCGACCUUCAACACCAAGUCCGAAAAGGGCCGACAAGCCAAGGAACGCAGCCAGAAGGGAAAAGGCAAGCCCAAAGGAAAAAGCAAGGGCACUGGUAAGGGCAAGAGAGGAAAGCGCCCUAAUAGCCAGGAGCGAACAAACGCAGCCCUCGACAACAAGGGUCGAGGAAGAGACGCGUUCCCGCCGCCGUCAGACGACGAAGAGUCCAGCGAGGAGCGAGAUCGCCGAGAGCGACGCCGCAGCCCCCAAGGACACGGCGAUGGGGACGACGACGGAGACGGCGAGGACGACGACGAUGACCCAGGCGAAUGGGACGAAUGGGCUGAAGAAGAGACGGCAACCUACGACCCGAUCGUAGAGCCAUCCCUGCCCGGAUCCGCCAGGUCACGUCGAUCCGCCCGACAAGCGCCGCCAGGAGUCCCACCAGCACAAGGUGGAGACGCGGUAGAAAGGGCCUCCGGACCAGGUUCGAGCACUAGCGGUGCCACCUGGGACGAGCGAAAAGGGCCUUCUCCGGGGGUCAAAUGGCGAGGUGGACGUCUCACCGGACAGGCGGAAUUGGAGACAGAGCACCUCCAAUUGGAAAGGGUAGGCGAGCAAGACGGAAUAACCUACCUCUUAACCGAACUCAGCCAAACGUUGGGCGAGAGGACGCUGUAUCUCAAACGACUGUACCUCCAGGAAUGGGAGACAGUCAGCAGGCAACUGGGUGAGUCGGUUCGGUCCUACACCAACAGGUUCAAACGCCCCUCCUCCGAUCUGAUGCAGCCCGCUCGUGGAAAAGGGCAGACUGGCCCAGGACAACCGAGCAAGGGCGGAGGAAAAGGGAAGCCAAGCAACUCGCACCAAACAAAGCCUCGGUUGGUCAACGCAGCAGAACAAGAAGAGGUCGCAGAUGACCCCGAAGACGACCUACCAGAGGAAGAAGACGACGCUGACGAAGAGGACGUCAGCGACCUGACAGAACAGCUGGAAGCGCUGUCAGUGACCACUGAAAAGCUAAAGGCCCUCACACAGGCCAGACGGUUUGGUACCCCGUCAAAAGGAGCAAAAGGGGCACCAAAAGGGGGUAAGUCGUCAAGCGCAAGCCUGACGCAAAAGAAGGCCACGUCCACCUGCAGGAACUGCGGGCAGGUAGGACACUGGGCCAAGGAAUGCCCAAAAGGAAAAGGAGGCCAAUCUUCCAGAGUCCAAAUCACGGAAGAAGUGGCCGAAGAGGACGACGAACACGAGUCCUACUUCGUGUUCACGGCAGAGGUAGAGGACGUGCAACCUGCUGCACAUCUGCCAAGGCCGCCAGAAGCCUACCUGGCGAGCGCCACAACUUCAGCAGGUUACAUGAUCACGGACACAGCGUGCCAAAAGCUGUGCCACGGAACAGAAUGGCGACCCGAACACGAGAAACUGCUGAAGCAAUACGGACUCCAGUGCCAGACUCGGCCGGCACAAGAGAGGUUCAAAUUCGGAGCAGGCAAAACCCAAGAGGCCAACACCAAGGCCUUGAUUCCGUGUGUCUUAGCCGGACAGCCGCUAGUGCUGCACUCCUCCGAGCUACAGACCGGAAUCCCUUUGUUGGGAAGCCUGUCGCUGAUGACCUACCUCGGUACGGUUAUCGACCUAGGCAAGGGAGAGGCCUACUUCAGUAAACUAAGACUGAAAGCCCCCUUAGCCAAGCUGUCCAACGGACACAUUGCAGUCAACAUACUGCAAGUAGAGGCGCUGGAAGAAACAUUCCCAGCCACGUUUCACGAGUUUCACACCUGGCCUCUGGCCACAGACGAGCUGGCUCUACCGCCAGACCAAUCCCCGCGGCAAAAAGCCGUGGAGCACUACAGGUUGGACGAAGACGGGGAACCGGGAGACCACCUCACCUACCCCAUAGAAGCUGAGUACGAGUUCGACCCCCAGCUUUUCGGCUCAAGCAACCGCUUCGGCCGACGCGCAACUCCCGGCACCCGCCAUGGUCCUGACCUCCACUCAACGCCUAGCGGCAUGGAGAGAGUUGGUCCUCCGAAUGGUAAUGCUCGGAACGGACCUCCUGCGCAACGUGACAAUCGCCCUUCGGAUGCGAAUUCCCGAAGCGGCAGUCGUACUGCCUUACACGGCCUGGCGUGCCCAAGGAGAAAUCCGGCACAGCCUUCCAUCCCGAGACCUUCCGUUCCUACAUCCACCGGCCCACAGGUGCCAACACGUGGAAGCGUCUCGAAGCGGGAACCGACACGGAAGCUUUGCAACGUGUCUGAAUCCGGCGUGCGGAAUGAAAAUGGUCUUCGACCAAGACACGGGAGCUUGGCGGGAGCGAUCGUUGCCCUCGCACUCGCAGUUGCCACAUCCUUCACAGGGGCCAGUUUUGGCACCAACUCCCAAGACCAAGCAGGCUCCACGCCGUGGAUAUGGGACAAUGACUACGACCGGACUGGCGAACAAGGCCCGAGCGGCACCUCGUCGAGCCCGAAAGCUGCGAAAGUCCUGGUCAUGGAAAAGGAAACCAUGGAAAACGCACUGGACCAAUCCCAAAAGGGACGAGGUCGACUUUCCUACGGGACUGACCUUUUGCAAUUGCACGACGAAGAACCUACGGCACCUUCCAAAGGACCUAAGUCACUCCUAAGCAAAUACUGCAAGGAUUAUGGUCUAUACUUCCCUGAGAAAUCUCAGGAAGCGUUGGACCAGGAGGUCUGGAACCCUAAAAAGCUCAAGAAAUGGAAGGAGCUGGUUCGCCAAGAAAGACCCUUAGUGGUCAUCUUGCGGCAACGAUACCGCUACGAUCCUGGCAGCCCAAGUCGCCAGACGUUUCACGAAGCCCUGCUCUGGACUCUCAGAGAACAAACCAGACAGGGAAGGUAUUGGAUCCUGGGACAUCCACACGGAAAAUCCCUGUGGAAAGACUGGCAAAUAGCAGAAGAGAUGCAUGCAGCAAAAGCAUCAGCCGCAAUUCUGCGAAUCCAGUCAACAGGAAGUGAACCAAUCAGAUACCAGUGCGCAAGUAACCACGAGUAUCUCACAGAGAGCCUGGUGCCAACAGUAAAUGAAGCUGGACAGGCAAGAGAAAGCUUGCUUCACGCCAUCCUGAACGGCAUCAGAAGAGUGGUAAGAAACCGCGACCCGACAAGGUUUCAAGAGGCCCACGCUAGACCAAGACGCUCAGUCGCGUGUGGAGAAUGGGAUCGCAACAUAACCACCGCUCCAACGGCCACGUCAUACUACACCGACCUGGCCAGAGACACAACGGUGUGGAGACAAGUAAUGGGGCAGGUGCAAGACUUGUUUCGCACCAGCUCAGUUAAGCAGAUCACUCUCACAGAAGGAAAUGAUCUGUUUCAAACACUGACCGGGUUGAUUCCCUGGGAAAUAAGCAAAAUCCAAGUAGCCCGAGCGCCAGCUGCUCGAAGGUUACCAGUUAACUUUCCAUAUACGCAUCGAGCUGCCGUCAUCCUGUACUCAGACGACUCGAUAGCGGUGGAAAGCGAGGACAUCCAGAACAUCGCGUUCCCAAGGCAGAGGUUCGUGAGACCGGUCAAGUACGCCAUCCUGGCAUACGGAAACGCGCCAACAGACGAAGAAGACUCCCGACAACCUGAGACGGAAGUACCUCAGAGUGAGACAAGGGGAGCAGAGAUCAGUUUCCCGGACUGCCGAGUUCCAAGAGACAUCAAAAGGGCAGUGGCGAGACUACACGUGAACCUGGGCCAUCCAACAUCGACGGAUCUCGUCCGCAUGUUGGUCUUACAUGGCUCAAUCACGACGGAGGCGCUAUCCGCAGCAAAGAAACUGAAGUGUGCCAGCUGCGAGAGAAUGAGACAGCUGCCACACAAUCGACCAUCCAAAACGGUCAAGUACCUGGGACAGCUGAACGACAACAUCCUGGCAGAUCUGUUCUACGCGAGAAAUAUCAAAGGUGAAAACUUCACCCUGCUAGGAAUCAUAGACGAAUCCACCGGACUGCACCAGGUGAGGCGUCGAAGUGGACUACGUUCCUCCAGAGGCUCACCACCGGAUGGGCAAGGUGGAGAGAAACAACUCGGUCUUCAGGGAUUCCUGAAUCGAACCGCAGACGCCACUGGCGCGGUGACAACUGAAGAAAUGAACGAGGCCGUGGACUCCUGCAUCCACGCAGUCAACUCGAUGCCAAGGACAGAGCAUGCCAGAGGCAUACAACAUGUCCUCUUUAAGACGCAUUGGGUGCUUCACAACCGUGUUGCAUACUACCGUUGCGUUUACAUGGAUGGAAACUACAAGGAGCAACCGUUGCAUUUCUUCACGAAGAUUUGGGGGCUGAGUGAUGAAAGCUACAAAGAGGUUUGGGAAACCGUUGUGGAGAUGUGCGCUGAUGAGCAGGCCCAGAAGGCAGCGGCAGACGUCAACGUAGACACCCACCUCCGACGCGCACUUCUAAGGAAGACAGCGCACAUGAGGGUGGAUGACAUUCCCAUCGGAGGAAAAGUAGCAGUAUGGAGAGAACAACUCCGUGGAAAAUCCACCAAGAAACGCGGUGGCUACGUGAUAGGACGACUAAUCACGUGGGACGGAACAUGCGCCUGGGUCCAGAUUGGGUGGCAGACAGUCAAGGUCGACAGGGCACAAAUGAGACCAGCCCUAGGCUUCGAAAACUGGACGCCAGACAUCGACGACAUAACUGCCCUCAAACAGGCAGAGCAGAACUUCCUAGACGGUGAAGUGGAAGAAGACCACUCAGAUCCACCACCUCUAGACGAACCAAUAGUUCCCCAGGUGAUGGACUACGGAACUUACGGCGCUGAGGGAAGUGACAUCCUCCGACUACCCGAAGCAGUCGGUGCGUACCAAAGGUCAGAAGGAAUCCAAUCAGAACCGUAUGGACCAUCGAGGAGAACCAGUAAGAUUAGCAGCAUCGGCGCUCCAACGCCUUACUCCAAACCCGACGCUGCAAAUAAACCACUUCCGGAGCUAGCUCCACGUCCAAGCCAGUCAGAGUCAUCUCAAGGAAUAAAACGAGCAGUCGAGCAAGAACUGCCAGACUCCGACUCUCAAGAGACCAAAAGAAUCGCAGUCGAAGACGUGGAAGGAGAACCAACACCAGCAGGCGACCCGACACAAGCCCCUGCUGCAACUACAACCCUUCCUCCCGUCCCGGAAGAAAGAGUGGGAGCGUCUGAAGCGCUCUUAGGAUUGGUAGAAACCAACCCAGGGCAAUUCGAACUGGAUGAGCCAGGAGAUGACGGAUCGCCGCCAUUAGCAGCAAGAUCCGAACGAAUGAUCAAUCUACCUGAGGUCUUCAAGUCAGAAUACGACGGUCCUACUCUGGACGCAGAUGACAUGGACCAGGUAGAAGAUUGUCAUCCGGACUGGGAAAUCUGCUACGCAGGCGACCAGACCCAGCUAGUCAAUCCGACCACGCUGACAAGAAAGGAACAAAAAGCGCUGGACAGAGAAAUCCCGUGGAGAGAAAUCGUUUCCCGCGGAGGAGAUUAUCUAAAGCAGUUCGUGAGCGCGGCCCAAAAAGAAUGCACAAGCUGGAAGCAAUGGGGCCCAGUAGAACCAAUGACGAGCAAAGAAGCACAAAAAGUGCUGGGCGACCCCAUCCUGCGAAAAAGGGUACUAAAGGCCCGUACCUGCUACCGCGACAAAAACAUCGGCAGAAGCCCGCUCAAACCAAAGGCAAGGGUAGUUGUCCUUGGACAUCGGGACCCCGACUUGUCCUGUAUAAACCGUGACGCGCCAACACCAUCACGGACUAGUGAGAUGGUGCUCCUCACUGUGUUUAUCUGUGGCGUAAACGGAGGAUAUGGGGUGUCCAGCGAAUGGCAGCUGUACGCAGCGGACGCCUCAACAGCGUUUCCGCAGGGGCAGCAGCCGACAGACGAAAGGCCCGGAGAACUGUACAUGAUGCCACCUGAGGACCCGAUAAUGGGCCAGGUUGAGGACGGAUGGAACCAUCCCAUGUACAGGAACGUUGGAAAUAUCUAUGGGCUAGCAAACGCGCCCAGGUUGUGGGCACAAGAGGUCAUUUCAAAAUUGACCGCGGCCAACUUCAAGGCGCACACGCUGGACCACAUGCUCUUCCUUCACAGGGAUGAGAAGCAGCAGGUGAACUGCGCUAUCAUUGUGUACGUCGACGAUUUCUUAAUCGUUCGACAUGAAUCAUUCCCCCUCGAGAUCCUCACAAACAUGUUUAAAUGGGGAGACUGGACCGAGGUGAGACAGGGAAUCCGAUUCAAAGGGAAGAACAUCAGAAUGACCAAGGACCAAGAAACAAAGGAAUGGAUCUUGACAAUCGACCAAGAAGACUUCAUUAAAGGCAUGACCAUCGGUCAGGUGCCCAGAAGCCGAAGUCAAUCAGAUCCAACCCUGACAGCAGAGGAGUUGACGGAAUUCCGAUCCUGCCGUGGGAGCCUACAAUGGCUGGCAGGCCAAACCAGGCCAGACAUUGCAUCGGCAGUAUCCCUCUCGAGCAAAGGACUAGAAACGAAGAUAGAUGACCUCAAACGUCUUUAUCGGUUGAUGUCCUACGUAAAGGCAACCAGCGACGUCGGUAUCACACUGAAACCCAUCAAGUUGUGUUCCGAGACAAUCGUAGUGUCAUACGGCGAUUGUAGCUGGGCCAAUGCCGAAGGAAUGAAAAGCCAAGAGGGAAUCAUCGUGGUACUGUCCUCAAGUGACUGCCUUGAGGGACAAUCACGCUGCAUCCCAAUGGACUGGAAAACAUGCCGAACGCCCAGAGUAGUAAGAUCAACUCUGGCAGGUGAAGCGUACGCAGCAGACGACGCGAUAGACAGAGCUCAUCACGUCAAUGCGACGCUGACAGAAAUCCUUACCGGUGAUUCAAUCUUGAACACAGGACCGAUCCUGAAACACGCCCACGCGACGGACUGCCGUUCGCUGUUCGAUUCGGUCAUCAGUUCAAACCCGAACACCGAGGAAAAGAGGGUGCUCUUGACGAUCCGAGCGAUCCAAGAGGCACUAGACUCCAAAAUGAUGCGAUGGGUGCCCACGGACAAGAUGAUAGCAGACAUCUUGACCAAGGAUUCUGACAACCUACGGUGGAGUUUCCUUGCGUGGAUGAAAGACCCAACGUGUCAGCUCAAGCGAAUCGCUGAGUGA
Molecule: messenger RNA, 7986 nt
Organism: Cladocopium goreaui
Lineage: Eukaryota; Dinophyceae; Suessiales; Symbiodiniaceae
Source: the annotation of a GenBank genome assembly